Molecule: messenger RNA, 948 nt
Organism: Microthlaspi erraticum
Lineage: Eukaryota; Viridiplantae; Streptophyta; Magnoliopsida; Brassicales; Brassicaceae
Source: the annotation of a GenBank genome assembly
AUGUGUCAGCGAGGAAAAGAACCAGGACCAAGAUGCUCACACGCCAUAGCCGUGGUCGGAGACAAGAUCUACUCCUUCGGCGGCGAACUAAUUCCCAAUGUCCCAAUCGACAAAGAUCUUUACGUCUUUGACAUCUACAGUAACACCUGGUCAAUUGCUCCAGCCACCGGAGACAUCCCUCACCUCAGUUGCUUAGGUGUCUGCAUGGUGGCCGUAGGAUCCACACUCUACGUGUUUGGUGGCCGAGACGAGUCACGUAAAUACAAUGGGUUUUACUCUUACGACACGUUGAAAAACGAGUGGAAGCUUCUCACAUCGGUCGAGGAAGGACCCGAGGCUCGUAGCUUCCAUUCGAUGGCAGCGGAUGAAGAGAAUGUGUAUAUAUUUGGUGGGGUUGGCUAUACCGUGAGGCUCAAGACACUCGACAAAUAUAACAUUGCUGAUAAAAAGUGGGUUAAGUUACCGAGUCCGGGAGAGAAUUUAGUAAUAAGAGGAGGACCAGGGCUUGUGGUGAUUAAAGGGAAGAUAUGGGUGGUUUACGGGUUUACAGGUGAGGAGUUGGCUGAUGUUCAUUGCUUUGAUCCGGUCCAAAACGAGUGGACAACAGUUGAGACUACCGGAGAGAAACCGUCUAAGAGAAGCGUUUUUGCGACAGCGGCUAUAGGGGAUGAGAUCAUUGUGGUUGGAGGAGAGACUAAGAUGGACCCUCGAGCCCAUCUUGGUCCCGGGGAAUUGUCUGGUGAGGCUUUCGUGUUCAACACGGUAACCUUGGAGUGGAAGAUACUUGGAGAUGGAGGAGAGGAGAUGGGUCGGCCCGGGCCACGUGGUUGGUGUGCCUCGACGGCUGCGACCGUCUAUGGAAAGAAAGGGAUGCUGAUUUUUGGUGGCAAGGCUCCGGAUAACGGCCGCUUUGAUGAUCUCCACUUCUAUGAAGUUUAUAACACUUAA